AUGACAAACGAUCAGAAUGGGGAUGCAGAGGACAAAGGGCCUAUUCCUCGUCUAGAAACCAACUGGAAGACCCUUUUCAGCUUCACAUCACGAAAGCAUUUACCAAUUCUCCUUGCUGGGUCGAUCUUCGCUCUGUUCGCGGGCUGUGUGACCCCCAUCCUGGCAGUCCUUUUAGGAAACGUGUUUGACGCCUUUACAUCAUACGGAGCUGGACAGGCUGAUGCGAUUACAUUACGCUCAAAGAUUGCGACAAACUGCCUAGGAAUGGUAGGGUUAGGAGCUGCCGGUUGGUUCCUGAAUGGCGCAUAUUUCAUGAUCUUUGUUGCUUUUGGGGAGUUUCAGGCUGCGAGCAUUCGUCAAAAGGUCUUCGUGGAGCUACUGAAACGAGAUAUCAAAUGGUUCGAGGCGCAACGAGAAGGAUCUGGGGCAUUUUUGUCGGGUGUUCAAGCGAAUAUCCAUGACCUGCAGAUGGCUACCUCUCAACCUCUUGGUCUUCUCUUACAAUAUGCAUGUCGGUCAUUGGCUUCAUUGACCUUGGCCUUGGUGGUCUCCUGGAGACUUUCUCUCGUUACCCUUGCGGGAAUUCCCAUAUUCUCUGCUCUCAUCGCCUACCUCUCCACUCGAAUGAAUCCCAGUAUCUCAGCACAACAAACCGAACUGACCUAUGCCUCCAAAAUCGCAAACAAUGCCAUUUCGUCCAUUGACACGGUCAAAUUUCUGAACAGUCAAGCUUUCGAGUGGCAAAGCUUCGUAAGUCGGAUUGAACAGUCUGCGAUUCACUAUCUUCGACAAGCGCGAUUAAACUCUUUCCAAAUCGCACUCAUCCGGUGGAUGAUGUUUGGGAUGUUUGUACAGGGCUUUUGGUACGGCAGUAGUCUUGCACGCGCUGGACUCUUAUCAUCAGGCGACGUCAUCACAACGUUCUGGGCCUGUACAACUGCAGCUCAGUCAAUCGAGCAGGUUCUUCCACAAAUGAUUGUCAUGGAGAAGGGGAAAGUUGCAAGCGCAAUACUCAGGAACCUGAUGCGAAAAUCUGUAGAGGAUGACUUCCACAGUGAAAUCAAAGGCACUGUCUAUCCUCGCCGCUGCGAUGGUGACGUUGAGGUCAAUGAUGUGUCGUUUCACUAUCCGUCACAGCCAGAAACGUGUGUUUUGAAUCCCUCCACAUUCUUCUUCCCCGCGGGAGACACAACAUUUGUGAUAGGGAAGAGUGGAUCAGGUAAAAGCACUCUCGGUCAGUUGAUCAUGCGGUUUUAUUCCCCAACAGUGGGAGAAAUUCUCAUCGAUGGACACAAAAUUGAAUCACUGGACAUUUCCUGGCUCCGAAACAAUGUCACUCUUCUUGAACAGAAGUCCGUUCUGUUUAAUGAUUCAGUCCUGCAGAAUAUCAAGUUUGGGUGUCAAGCUUCUGAGACAAUCUCCAAGGCGGAUAUCGAAGAGUCAAUUGAACUAGCAAUGCUGGGAAACAUGAUAGAAGGUUUACCGAGAGGGAUUGAUACUUCCGUUGGCCCUGGUGGAAGCUUUCUAAGUGGAGGUCAACGACAAAGAAUGGCAAUUGCUAGAGCCAAGCUGCGCGAUACACCAAUACUCAUUCUGGAUGAGCCAACCAGCUCCUUGGACCAUACUAACCGUAAAGCCGUCAUGAAAGCAAUACGUCAAUGGCGCAAAGGCAAAACAACAAUCAUCAUCACCCAUGACAUGUCUCAAAUUCUAGAAGGCGAUUAUGUUUACAUUCUGGAGCAUGGAUCUAUCAUGUAUUCUGGGUUUAGGGAAGAACUUGACAAUCGCACGGGGUGCGAGAAAUACUUCCCUCCAGCUAUGAGACUUGACCUCGAAAAGGGGAAUUUAGAGACUGAAAGUGGUAAAAAGAAGCACAGUUCAUCGGGCGUAUCUACUCUUGGCAGCCUGCGUAUGCCUAAAAGAGCUCGUCAUAGUCGGAAUUCGUCAUGGGCUCAACAUCACCUUCCGCCCGGGUUUCGAUCAAGCACAUAUGAGUUGGCUGUCCAGAGGCAUUCCCACCACGCAAACCUUCUUCCGGUUGACAUGGAUCAAACAGAAGAACCGCAAUCUAUGUCGCAUCUUCCUUUUAGCAGUUCAACUCCAGAUCUCACUUCACACAUGUCACCUACAUACGGUGGGAUGAUAGGAAAGGACAUUGAGAUGGUCGAAAUCAGCAGCCCAAGGACAGAAAUGGGCAUCCCAGGGCAAUGUGUCUCCCCAAACCCCAUACAAUACCUCAGUCCAAAAUAUGCGAAACGAAUCAGCCGUAAACGCAAAUCAUGGAAAACAAAGGAGCAGAAGAAAGAUGCCCCUCCCUCUUUGGCUCGUGUAAUGUGCACAGUCGUGCCAAGUCUGAAUGAAAAGCAACGUCUUAUUCUUCUUGUGGGAGUCCUUUCGGCAUUAGCUCAUGCAAGUGCAACACCGGUAUUUUCAUACUGCCUUUCGCAAUUGAUCGGAACUUUCUAUGCGGGCAAGGAUAGCGCAAAUCUAGCCAGAAAAUGGUCUCUCGCUGUUUUGGGUGUAUCCUGUGGAGACGGUCUGUCCUCGUAUUUCAUGCACUAUUUCCUGGAAUUAUGUGCCGAGGCAUGGCUUGACACGCUUCGCGGGAAAGCAUUCAAACGCAUUCUUGAGCAGCCAAAAGCAUGGUUUGAAAUGGAUGGCCAUGGUUCAUCUAGGCUUGCAUCUUACCUUGACCAGAAUGGGGAAGACAUGCGUAAUCUACUGGGUCGCUUUGCUGGCUUUGUCAUAGUUGCAGCUGCCAUCAUGAUCAUGGCGGUUAUUUGGAGCUUGGCAGUUUGCUGGAAGCUGACUGUGGUGGCUCUUGCGACUGGUCCGUUCAUUUAUGCCAUCACCCGCGGAGUUGAGGGUACCAAUGGCGUAUGGGAGAGGAGAUGCAAUGAAGCAAACAGCGUCGCAAUAGACAUUUUUACUGAGACGUUCUCGGAGAUUCGAACUGUUCGAUCAUUGACACUUGAGAGGUAUUUUCAAACCAAGCACGUCGACGUGGUGACCAGAUGUCUGAAAAUAGGGCUGAAACGUGCCAUCUAUACCGGCUUGCUAUUUGGUAUGGUGGAGUCAACGGUCAUAUUUGCAUGUGCUCUAAUUUUCUAUUAUGGAGCCGUUCUCGCCACCACUCAAUUCGCAGUAGAUAAUGUAGUUCAAGUAUUCUCCCUGCUGCUUUUCAGUAUUGGUUACGCAGCGCAGAUUCUAUCGUGGAUUCCUCAGAUCAACACAUCAAGGGAUAUAGCCACACGUCUUCUUGAACUCUUAAAUCUUCCCAAGUUUGGAUCACAUGAGCACCGCGGCUCCCUAGUCAUCUCCAAUCUGACGCCAAUCAAGCUGACCAAUGUUUUUUUCCGAUAUCCCUCAAGACCAGACACUGUGGUUCUAAAAGAUGUUUCAAUGGAAGUCUCACAGAACACCUGCACAGCCAUCGUGGGUCGAUCCGGAUCAGGCAAGUCAACCAUUGCCUCGUUGUUGUUAGCAUUAUAUGCCGUUCCAGAAUCUCGAUCCAGAGAACCAACGAUUACACUGGGAGGUGAAGACAUCUCACGGCUUCACGUUCCUACACUCCGUUCUCAGAUCGCCAUUGUGUCACAACAACCAACUAUUUUCCCAGGGACCAUCUACGCUAACGUGAGUUAUGGCAUUGAUCUCCAAUCACCGAUGUCUUCAAUAGAAAGCGUCCGUGCCGCGGCAAAAGCAGCCGGGAUUGACGAUUUCAUCACCUCGCUUCCCAGAGGAUACUGGACCGUAAUUGGUGAUGGGGGUAUUGGUCUUUCUGGAGGCCAGAAACAACGCAUAGUUAUCGCCCGAGCUUUGCUUCGCCAUCCUCAGAUCCUUAUUCUAGACGAAGCCACAUCUGGUCUUGAUCCAGCAAGUGCUGAAAUUGUUCGUCAAAUUAUUCAACAUCUAGUGUCUGUGCGUCCAGAUCUGACAGUGAUCAUCAUCACACAUGCCAAGGAAAUGAUUGAGAUAGCAGACCAUGUCAUUGUGGUUGAUCAGGGAGUUGUGGUAGAGGAUGGCUCAUAUCAGGUGCUCGCGCAGCGAGUGGGUGGCAGAUUGUUCGAAUUGAUUAACGAUCCCGAGGACGGGACAUAG
Messenger RNA from Penicillium longicatenatum, 4101 nucleotides. RefSeq names its product ABC transporter ATP-binding protein. Gene Ontology annotation, molecular function: ATP binding; ABC-type oligopeptide transporter activity; ATP hydrolysis activity. Gene Ontology annotation, cellular component: membrane. The record is from RefSeq and is a predicted model, not a curated record. Bases 1 to 4101 code for a protein of 1366 amino acids. Gene Ontology annotation, biological process: transmembrane transport. The transcript has 5 exons. Lineage: Eukaryota; Fungi; Ascomycota; Eurotiomycetes; Eurotiales; Aspergillaceae.